Closterium sp. NIES-67 is the source of this 4257-nucleotide messenger RNA. The record is from the annotation of a GenBank genome assembly. Lineage: Eukaryota; Viridiplantae; Streptophyta; Zygnematophyceae; Desmidiales; Closteriaceae.
UCAUUGCGACGGCGCUUGAGACCAUGGUCAUUGCGACGGCGCUUGAGACCAUGGUCAUUGCGACGGCGCUUGAUUCGCCUCACCCCCCCCCUCGCCUUUCCAUUCCCGUCUGUCACCCCAUCCAUCCAGGAUGGCGACAGCAUCAGCGCUGGGCAUUAUGGUCGGGGCCGCUGUGGGCGGAAUCCUAUUUAAGGCAGUUAUCCCCUCCCCACAGCAGCAGCAGCCCUGCUGUAUGCCAUAAACUCAUUCGUUAUUGUCACACGGCUGCAAGCACAGAGACUGGCUGCUGACUCGGCACCAGACCCUGCCUUGAGAAAGCGAGUGCUUUCGCUGCAAGGGCUCCUUCCCAAUGUCGCCAUACUGACUCGUCCCCGCGUGGCGGCACUCAUGGCAGUGCGGGCAGUGCUAGGCCUCGCUGUGCAUCUCUUCCGCCAAGGCUUCUCCCUACUCCUCAUCUACAGGCUGAAUCUAUCAGUGCAGACCAAUGGGCUGCUGCUGUCGCUGCAGGUUCUCCUCACCUCGCUGGUGCAAGGCCUGGCCAUCCGCGCCUUGCUGCAUCGCUCCCAAGACGCCUUCGUCGGCCCCUUUUCCUUCCAAUUUCUCCCCACCUCGCUUUCCGUUCCUGGUGCUCCUACUACCCCCUCUCGCCCUCUCGACUGGCGUUCUCCGCACCACUUACACCGCCCUCCUCACCACCUCUGUUGCCCAAACCGAGGUGGGGCAGCUGCUGGGUCUAUCAGACGCCAUCAUGUCUGCGUGCAGAGUGCUCGGUCCCUCUACCGCCGGCCUCGUCUCGUCCCAAUUCGGCUACCACGCCCCUGUCGCAAUCAGCAAAUCACGUCAAGGUCCCUGAAAUUUCACCCAAGUUACCGACCAGCCGAGUCAUAUGCUGCCCAGCUCACUGCACGGUGAGAAGUGAUUGGCUUAGGUCAGAACCUGCAGCACAGCUGUAUACUGAAGGCAUCGAUGUUGCACGAUGUGAUUGGUGCUAAGGCAAAUGUGGUUUCGUCAACCAGUAACAAAGCCUAGCGUUGCGCCAGCACACUAAUGCUGUCAUGCAGAGCGGGUGACAAUGAAGCAACAGGUGCAUGCAUUGCGCUGGCCUCUGGAAUGAAGGCCAGAUGCAGCCCCAUUGUCGUCUGUCCAUUCGACUCGAAUCGCGCCCCCCUCUCUUGUCGAGGUCAUCCUUACGGUAGGGCAAAAUUGCCCAUCUCAUUGACUCGUUGCCUAGCUUUCGCCUCCGUUUCACCUGUCGUGCAAGAAGCCCUCCAUCAUCUCUCUCACGUUGAUCGCUCUACGGCCCCCCACGUCGCCAUGGCUGACGCCGGCGACGAGGCUCCUGAGGACGAUGCUGACGGCCAUGUCGCAGCUAUGGCCGAGGCUCAUUCAGGGCUAGACAUGCUACUGUCUAGCCUGUCUUCGCUACGCAGCAAUCCUAGGGCAGUAGAGGCCCGUGCAGCACCCAUCACCGUCAAUGGAAAAGCGAGCAUUGUUACGAUGCCCGCAGUCAGAAAUACCCCACCCGCAGUAGCGCGACUGCCGUCGAUCCACCCAGCGAGCUUCCUCCCUAGAGGCUGUGCAAGCAAUGCCACCUGGCUGCUGGAGUCUUCCCGUUUCGGUUCAUGCUGCCGAAAUUUUGGUACCUGGUCUGUCGAUGUUCCAACCCGCAGACAGCGCAGGUCCAGCAGCUGUCCCGCCAAAGCCUGACGCGCGUGUGUUUCGAGACAGCACAGUCCCCGCUGCCGAAUCCCCGCCCCCAGCUGUACCCGGGCUGUCGUCUACUCAGCCUGCUCACAGCAGGUUUAAGACCCGUUGGUCGACGCGAUUCCCGUGGCUUGUCAUUUUAAAGACUGACUCUGGCUUGCCUGCCUUUAAGUGUACCCUGUGCUUGGAGCAUGCAGGUCUUUCUGGGAAGGCUGGCAAGCGUGGCCCAGGCCUAUGCGAUGCUCAGACUCAGGCGUUUACACGACACACGGGGUCCGGCAAGCACCAACUCGCUCUGCAGAAGCAGAACGAUCUGCUGCAACAGGCGACCAGACAACAACGCAUCGAUCAACAUCCCCUUGCCGGGGACCUUGAGAGGGAGCGCGUCACUGCCCUGCUGGAUGCCUUGUGGUUCUGCUGCAAGACUAACGAGCCGGCCGAGACAUGGAUCCGGCUUGUUUAGUACCUGGCGUCGUGGAAGGUGACGGGUUUCCCGCAGCAGGCCUACGGCAUCUACUACAACACGCGAGUACACAAUCAUCACCGCUUAGCUACGGACUUCAUUCUGGUACGGAUUCGGCGAAUUCACACUAGCAACGGCAACCUGGCUCCAAACAACGCAGCUUCACCACCUUCUGUCGAGUCCAUAGAUCGGCCUCAUGCUGGACGAGAGCACCGACCGCUGCCGAGGGAAGCACUUGAUCGUGUACGCCCAUUUCAUUCGCGACAACCGGUUGGUGUGCGAGUACCUGGCCUUGCUGACGGUGGACAAAGCCGAUGCGUCUUCACUGCUCGUCCUACUGCUUACCCACCUGAACGCCAUUGGGGUGGAUCUCCAGUGAGUCUCCGGCAUCAGCACUGAUGGGGCGGCUGUCAUGAUGGGGUCGAAGAGUGGGCUUGUUACUCGACUGCGCCAGCAAGUGCCUCACCUUGUGGCGUGUCACUAUAUUGCGCAUAGGGAGGCUUUGGCAGCCAAGGCAGCAUCAGAGGUGCUUCCGGUGUUCCAAAUUGUGGAUGACUUCAUCAAGGAGCUGGCGGAGUACUCCGGAAGAUCCGGCCCGUAGCACCAGCGCUUUCUCGACUUGCAAGACCUAUUCCUCUCGACUACCUUGGAGCUCCAGGGUAUUCACAACAUUCGAUGGUUGUCGAGAGGUGAGGCAAUCUCGCGGUUGCUGGCGGUGUUGCCUGAGCUUGUGGUUAUGCUAAGAGAGUUCCCGGACAACAGGCUCUACAGAAUUGCGACCAGUUACCACUUCUGGUUCUUCGUCCACUUCCUUGCUGACGUCCUCGAGCAGCUCAACAUCUUCAACAAGGGUUUUCAGGAGCGCGAGAUGGACAGCCUGACCGUCCACGUGUCCAUUCUUCGCAUCACCAGCCUGUUCCUGAGCCGCUACGUCGACUGCGGGGAUGAGUUCGGGGGUGGCCCGAAGGACCAUCUCACCAACUUCCUCACCUUUCAUGGUCCCGGCGGUUCUCGCGAGGUCACUGUUAGUGGCGUGGACUACGACGGGAGUCUCACGAGCUUCACGUUUGAGCUUCACGUUGACAUGCUGCAAAGGUACCCUGGGGGAGGGAAGCAUGACAACUGUGUGGUGGCUUGCAUGGACCUUGCGGAAGGGAUGGUGAAUAACCUGAACGAGCGCCUCGGGGAUCUUCGCAAGAUGGUAGGGGUAAAGCUGUUCUGCGUUUCCACCUGGCCAAAGGACUGGGAUCGGCAAGCGAGGAGGGUGCAGUGCUUGUGAGAAGAGUGGAACCACUCCAAGCACUGCGGGAGUUGUCACACUUCACCCCGAUCCUUGCAACACUUCCGAAGAGCGAAAAAAGCUUCCACGCCGGCCUCACUGUGAUGCUGAAGACAACAGAUUGGCAAGAUGCCUACCCCAACCUCAUGAAGCUGUGGGUGGCUGUGGCCGUGCUUCCGCUGAGCACCGUGGAAUGUGAGCAGGGAUUCUCUCGACAGAAUGUCAUCAAGUCGUGGCUGCGGGGUAGCCUGAAGGACACACGGCUGAGCGAUCUCAUGUGCAUCAGUCUGCUCGAUUAUGAGCCAAACUGGGAUGAGGUGGUGGACGUGUGGAGGGCAUACAAGAAGAGGAAGCCUUUUAGAACCGUAGCACAACCUAGGCUAGUCAAGAACAAGGGAAAUGAGGUGGAGGAGCGACCUGUAGAAGUGUCGACCAUGGAUUCUGCCAUGGAUGAAUGGGAUGAUAAGUCUUAAAUAUGAAUCAUUGCUGGAUCCUUUAACUAUGUACUGCAAGCUUUGAUGUUAUCGCAAUCAUUGCCGCGAUUGCUGCUUUCCUCUUCCACCUUGUGGUGAACCACCAUCGUCCCACCUCGGCAGCUUCAGGGAUUUCGUCGAAAUGACAUUUCCACUCAAACCUACUCGAUAGGGCUCCCGACACGAGGCUUUACUCUAAAGAAAGCCUGUUCAAAUUAGUAUAUCCUAUAAAUUUUAUUGAAAGUAGCCUAGGAGCUUAGCUAGGGAGCCAUGAAAGAUGGCGAGAGGUUUUAGGCUAGGGGUAGAAGUUACGAGAGGAAAAAAGGGUUGGACUAGAA